UGGUGGUUGCCCUCUCUUAUUUCUUCUGAUUCUCAUUUUCUUUCAUUCAAGUUAUGUUUGAUUUCCACAGAUGAUCCCAGCACCCCUCUUUCUCGACCAAGUCGUCCCAGGUUGGGAGUGGGAGAGAGCCGACGAGCUCAACCAGGCCUUGAGGAGGCUGGGCCUCGUGGAGCUCGGGACCAUCGCCCACGACACAGUGCGGGGAAUACUACGCUUCUACCCCGGAGACGGCCGCACGCCUGUGCGCCACAAUGGGCAGAUGGCCCCCGUGAGGACCGUGUACGCCCGGUCGUACACAACCGAGCUCCGCCACGAGCGGUGGAGCUUGGUGUAUCUGGAAGGGUGGGGGGCACCACGCGCUUUGUUCCCUGUGGAGACCCUCACCUACCUGCGGCAUUCGAGAAUACGAUCUUGGAGGCGCCUUUCGGAGUGAUAGCGAUAACUUUUUUUGGGACAGACAUGAUCUGGAGAUGUUUCAAGAAAUUUCAAACGAAAAAAUCACGUUCUGGAAUGAAACGAGUGCUGCGAAAACUGUGGAUUUCCUACUACCAAUUGUACUUUGUAGGAGCCUCGUGAAAUAAAAAAAAAUUUUCGAACUUUUUUCUUAUUGCUAAUAGUAACUUU
This is a messenger RNA of Caenorhabditis elegans, 624 nucleotides long. It is a transcript of the gene Y116A8B.1, whose product is annotated as PG_binding_1 domain-containing protein. Lineage: Eukaryota; Metazoa; Nematoda; Chromadorea; Rhabditida; Rhabditidae. The record is from RefSeq and is marked reviewed. The coding region runs from base 71 to 433 and encodes 120 amino acids. The transcript is spliced from 3 exons.